CCUCACGGCCACGCACGAACAGCGCGGUCACAGACGCGGUUAACGGGGCACCAGCCACCCCCUCGCUCGCAAAAGAGCUUCCCCACCGCCGCGGCCGGCCAGCCCCGCGCAUGCGUGCCUGCUAGCGCAAGCGCGAUCCCUCGUCACCGCCUCGGCGGAGCGGUGUGAGGUCGCCCCGGAGCCUGCUGGGGCUUGUCGGGCCGCGGCCGCCGCGCCCGGCUGCCCACCGACCCCGCCCCGCUUCCCGCCGGGCAGCGCCCAUGCGUCGGGCGGUUGCGGCCAAAAUCCUUCUGUUUGGAUUCUGAACUAUGACAUCAUGGCAAGAUUUCGCAGAAGAACAUGCAUCAUUUUGUUGCUUUUUAUUUUGUUUAUUUGCUCCAUAAUGAUGGCUUUGAAGACUCUGAGACCUGACAGAGCUGGUUUUGGGGAUCCAUUUGGACUUGGUUUGUUGCCCGAGCUUCAACAACGGACGGUGCUCUUAGACAGUAAACAGAAUUCACUGAACAGGGUUCAAGCAGAUCCUGUGACGCGUGUCAAUAAUUUGCAUAGUAUCGCAGUCAAUACUAUGAAAGCAUCUCUGCCUCCUGUCAACAAGCUGGAAGAAGAGCUGUCUUCUCCAAAUUAUAACUUUCACAUAUUCUACUAUAGUUGGUUUGGGAAUCCACAGUUUGAUGGUAAAUAUAUUCACUGGAACCAUCCAUUGUUGCCACAUUGGGAUCCCAAAAUUGCAAACAAUUAUCCAAAGGGAAGACAUAAUCCCCCUGAGGACAUCGGGGCCAACUUUUACCCUGAACUCGGAUCUUACAGUUCCAAAGACCCUUCUGUCAUAGAAGCCCACAUGAAACAAAUGCGUUCAGCUUCAACUGGUGUAAUAGUGCUUUCAUGGUACCCACCAGGUAUGGCUGAUGAAAAUGGAGAACCAACUGAUGAUUUGGUGCCCGUUAUUUUGGAUUAUGCACACAAGUAUAGUCUAAAGGUCACUUUUCAUAUUGAACCUUACAAAGAUAGAGAUGAUCGCAGUAUGUACCACAAUGUCAAAUACAUAAUUGACAAAUAUGGAGGCCAUCCAGCCUUUUACAGGCAUAAGACCAGCACAGGCAGAUUUCUUCCCAUGUUUUAUGUUUAUGAUUCUUACGUAACAAUUCCCGAAAUAUGGGCAAAUCUGUUAACUGUUUCUGGAUCCCAGACUAUUCGAAAUACUCCGUAUGAUGCGUUAUUCAUUGCACUUCUUGUAGAAGAAAGACAUAAGCAUGACAUUCACAGAAGUGGCUUUGAUGGAAUGUACACGUACUUUGCCACCAAUGGCUUCUCCUAUGGCUCAUCUCAUCAUAACUGGGCAAGUUUAAAAGCCUUUUGUGAUAGCAACAACUUAAUGUUUAUUCCAAGUGUGGGGCCAGGGUAUAUUGAUACCAGUAUCCGACCGUGGAACAACCACAACACUCGUAAUCGCGUCAAUGGGAAGUACUACGAGACUGCCUUCAGUGCGGCCCUUUUGGUGCGACCAGAAGUUAUUUCUAUUACGUCGUUUAAUGAAUGGCAUGAGGGCACUCAGAUUGAAAAAGCUGUCCCCAAACGGACUGGACAGAUGGUUUACCUUGAUUAUAAGCCACAUAAACCAAAUGUUUACCUAGAGCUUACUCAGAAGUGGUCUGAGAAGUACAGAAAAGAACAAGAACAGUGGCUUAUGUGAGCUGUUGCUGCUGCAGUUAUUUCCUAACACAUUGAGUACAUUGACAAACUGAAAGUUGGAAAGUCUGUUAUUAAAUGUCUUUAUAUUUUAUCUCUUGAAUGUAUAUGCACUACUACUGAAUUUGAAUUUUGAACAGUGAAAAGAUAAGAAUAUUGGCAUUUCUGUCUUAUUGGAUAUUGUAGUUCAAGAAUAUUCAGGGAAAAUGCUGGGGUUUGUUUGUUUGUUUUUUAAACUUGUUGACUUGCAUGCUGAGCUUCCAGAACAUCUGCAUGAGAUAAUUUUACAUGACUAAAAUAGAAGAAAAAUUUGGCAUAGUUAUACUUACUUCCUUUAUUCUUGUAGUUGUGUUUCUAAUCAAAGUAAUGCUGUAAUCUAUAUUUUUAUCCUGAUAGCUUCUUGCAGGAUGUGUGUCUGUAGUGUGUGGAAUAAUCUGCAUUUACUGUUUUUAAUGCUUUGCACACAAGUAAUUCUUAACAUCCAGUUAGCUUGUGGUUAAAACACUGAAGAGGUAUGUGUGAUGCAAAACUAGUGUGUUUUGUUAAAAAAAAAAAAAAAAAAGAAAUAAAAAAAUUUGAAAUAUCAAGUUCCAAAAAAACAGUGAAAGAUUUCUAGUUUACUUCAAUUUGUUCUGUUUGGUACAUGGUACAGCAUAAUUUUUUCUGUGUUACUUUAAAUUUUUUUUAAAAAGUGUUUGAAACUGAGAGUGAAAGAGACUUUUUUUGACAUGCAAAAAAUAUGCUGAAGUUUCCAUUGUUAUGUUUUUCUGCUAACUGACUGCAGUCACAGAUCUAGUGUGUUUUUAAAAAUGUUUGUGUGUUUUUAAAAAUGUUUAAGGAUUGGAAAGCUAAUGUCUUACUAGUACUACAAUAAUUAAAUUUUAGGAACUUCUUUUUUGUUUUAGGAACAGUCUAGUUUCGCAGCAAUGACAGCAACUACCCGUUAGUUUGUUUUGAAAUCUGAUUUUUCUGUUUUCAUAUAAUUCAUCUAGUUGUUCCAGCAUUCAGAACAGUAGAUACAAAAACCCUCUUAUCGUUCAGAUAAGCUCCCUACCAACAUUACCUUUAAGCCUGUGUUGUGGCUGGAAACGAGUACUUUCAGAUCUAAGAGUCUCACCUUUAAUAAUGUUGUGAUUAUUAACUGUUUUUCUUAAUGCAGCUUGAAACUAUCAAGUUCCAUGGAUGUGUUUCCUCAGCAAUCCUUUUUUUGGUAUUUUCAUGCAACUUCAUAGAAAAGUCCUCAACUUUUGAAUAGUAGAAAUUGCAGUGUUCUGUUUAUUUGCAGCAAGUGUUUAAUCUCUAGCUUUCCUUAGUUGUUUGGUUUGGAUUUUUUUUAUUUAUAUACAAGGUGCUGUUCCUGUGGUUUAUUUCAGAUGCUGGAACUGUUGUGACCACUAGAAUUCCACUGUUUUCAGCAGGACCCAAGGAAAUUACACUCUUUAAUCAGUUCUCACAGUAAUCUUCUAUGAAGUUGUAAGUGAAUGUGAGGACUUCCGGUUAAAAAACCAAAAUAGUAUGUUUUUUUCCAGAAACCUUUGUCAUUCCAAAUAAAUAUAAGCCAGUUACUACUAAUACUUUCUAGAGUCUUUCUGGUAUGAAAAAGCUUCGUUUAUGUAUCUUUCACUUAUUUACGGUUUAAUUCUCUUGUCAUUUCUCUGCAGUUGCUAGAGAGAUGAGGUGUCAUAUAAUGCCUUCAGCUGCUUGAAAAAAAAUACAGAAAUUGGGUGACAGAUAUAUAACCUGGCAUGUUGAAGUGCAUCUCUAGAGCUAUUGUAGUCUUACUAAUAUUUCUUCAUAACUUUUUGCAUUUUCCUGCUGCAUUUCUGCAAACUCCAAAGUGCUUCUGAAAUAAAUGUUUUCUAAUGCUUAUUUUGAUUUAUUUAGGCUCAAAUGGAUAAACUGAAGUGUAGUAUAGGUAUGACCACAGUCAUAAAAUAAUGUCUGAGACGUAUGAAGCGCUUGCUAGACUGUUACCACUUCUAAGUUAACCACUCAAUCCCUUUAUUAAGGAAACUGAUUUAUAUGUUUUUAUUAUAAAUCCCCUAAAUAGCUGUACAUAAUUUGUUUUUAUAAUGCGUUAAAUGUUUAUGCUUGUACAGCCUGAAGAGCCCAUAUAUUUAUUUUAAAUGUAAGGGAAUUAUUGAAAUUUUGCAUAUAAAUAUUUCAUGUGUUAUAAAAAAAAACCUUCUGAGGGCAAAACUUUUGAAAGGAUAAGUAUCUUUGUUUUCCAUUUGCUUAAACUUUUGUCAUCUACUGGUCUUUCCUCACUGUAGUUGUCUGAGCACUUUACUAGUCUUGACAACCUUGCACUCAGUUUUCAGCUCAUUACUUUCUGCCAGUGGCAGUUUAUUUUCUCUGUGACUAAAACAGUUGCUCCUUUUGUUGCUGUUUAUAGAAACAUUUGACAUGUGUUGCAGAGUAUUGUACAACUGAGGUGAUCUGUCUUGUUUAAAAUAUAAUUAAUGGUAACAGUGUAAUGGAUCUUCAUUACUUGGAAAAGACGUCUCUAAUUACUAUAAAGGUAUCAUUUAGUCCUUGCCAUAAAGUGGUGUCACACUGGUGUCUGAUGGGAUUUUUAGAAGAAUGUACAGAAUUUCCGUUAGAAAAUAAUGAAAAUUAAGUGCCUAGAAAUUCAUUGCCCCUCAGCACUUACUGAAUUUUUAUGUGCUUGGUGUAUUUUAAAAUAUAAAUAUGUAACCUGAUAAAAUAUUUCAGAGUUUAAAAUUUAAUUUGAUGAUUCUAUAGAGAGUUGAUGGAAUAGCAGCUACUAGAACUACCCCACCUGCCUGCCCAAUACUUUCUCUGUACUUAAAUAUUAGUGCUAUUUCUUGUUACAGGGAAUGGAGGAUUUUGCUGAUAGACUGCUACUGCAGUUGUGAUAGUUUUUGGAAAUUUGAAUAAAAAUAGGUCUGUUGGAGAGGAUUUGUAGGAAUGCAAAGGAAUUAGAUUGUUACAAGUGCACAGUUACUGCAGUGAGAGAGGAGAAAAGUGAAUGUAUUUACAAGGCGAUUGCUCCAAGCUUUACAGUUACAGUAAAGAAAAAAAAAAUACUUCAGUGUGCAACCAAAAUUAGGAGGGGAGGAGGAGUAUUAUGAGUUUCAGAUCUGAAAUGGAGCUUAAGAAAUGUCUGGAUCCUAUUUCCAAUUGGCUUCAAACCCCUAUUAUUUCAUGACUAAUUGAAAAAAAUAUUGUAAUGAUUACUCUUAAUAUUUUUACACUGAUUAACUGCAUUUGACCCAUCUUUUUAUAGUAUGUUAUAGUACUGUGAGUUAUGUACUGCAUUUAUAUAGAUUAGGCAAGAAACACUAUGGGAAGUUUGAAUACAGAUUGUGCUAUGCUGUGCUUCUGCAAAUAUAGAAAUACCUGAAGUUAUUGAUCACAUACUGAGUAUCCCUAGAGGGUAAAUGGUUUCUGAGACAACUAGCAAGUCUUUGUGGGAAAAGAGAACUUAUUUUUAAAAGAAAAUCUAUAGGUUCAUUUCUGCUUCUGUCAGUUGUUACCAAGUAAAUUCUUUCAGUUUGGUGACCUGUCUGAAGCUUAAUACAUCAUCUCUGAAAUAAUAAUCUCUAUUAAAUCUUGUAUAGUAGUGCAUGUUUCUCAGAUCUAUAACCUUGUACUGAAUUUUGAGGGAAAGAAUGCGUGCAUAUGCUGUUACUAUUUCAGUGGCAAGUUGCAGAUUAUUGUGAAUGUAGUUUCGUAUUGAUUUUCAUCAUGUUUGUCUAGUGCCUUUCUUUCAAGGUGCCAAUGAUGUGUCUCCUAAGAGGUGGUUGGAGCAGAAGGGUCUUCAGUGAACUCAUUUUUAUUAGGAACCUUGCACUCUGCAUAGUUUGAAUUAACAUGUUUUACACAUGGCUCUCGGGUUUUCUUGAGAACAUUUCACAGGACUGUUUUCAGCACUGUGUUGCUAGUAGGAAAAUGUGUCUCUGGGCACAAGGACAAGGACAUACUGUACUUAAGGGCACUUUUUUUGUGAAUCUUGUGUACCUAAAAAGAAAAAAAUGAAGUAUUUACAGACAAAUGAUUUACCAGUUAAUGUAAGCUGAAAAUCUCUUUCCCAGUCUUAAAGUAUUUUACAAGUAUUGGUCCUCAUCUUUCUACCUGCUUAAGAUAGUGUCACUGUUUCAUCACUUUUUUACUUUUGACCAGCAUGUUAAAUGUUGCAUAAACUGAGAAUUUGUAGUUGUAAUAGUCAGUAAAGAGAAUCUACAAGAUUAUUGGCACUGCAGAAAAGCCAGACAUUAAUUUGAUAUUGUGUAGGUAUGAUUUUGUUGUGGAUGGAUAGUGUAUCUUUGCUAUGUAAUGAACAUGAAUUAAAAAAAAUACAUUUAGUACUCCACCUGGCUGUGGCAGAGAUGCAUUUGCUUACAUGCCUAUAUAAAAACAAGUGUGUGUGUGUGUCUAUUUAUAUAUUAUAUAUGUGCAUAUAACGAAGUAAUUAUUUUUAAAGUACCACAUUGUUGUGUUAUAAUUACAGGCUGGAUUCUGCUACUUCUGAGUAACAAUGUUUUUAAUUCCCUUGAUGUUUACAAAAAAUCUAGUUGCUUAUGUAUGACUACUUUCAUGGAAAAUAAAUAAAUGCCCCCAAAGUGGGAUUCAAAA
Columba livia (rock pigeon) is the source of this 6285-nucleotide messenger RNA. RefSeq names its product mannosidase endo-alpha (gene MANEA). Gene Ontology annotation, molecular function: alpha-mannosidase activity. Gene Ontology annotation, cellular component: Golgi apparatus. The transcript is spliced from 5 exons. The record is from RefSeq and is a predicted model, not a curated record. NCBI's taxonomy places the organism in Eukaryota, Metazoa, Chordata, Aves, Columbiformes, Columbidae. The coding region runs from base 317 to 1690 and encodes 457 amino acids.